Molecule: messenger RNA, 1086 nt
Organism: Racocetra persica
Lineage: Eukaryota; Fungi; Glomeromycota; Glomeromycetes; Diversisporales; Gigasporaceae
Source: the annotation of a GenBank genome assembly
ACAGUUGAGGUGAUUGAAUUCCAGUUUGAGGUCCAAGAAGAAGGCCCAACCGUGGUUUUGAUUAUAGAGAUAGUGAUACCUUCUGUAGUCCCCGUCCUAAAAGUUCUCCCGAAGUCUCGACAACCAAGACCUACCGUAACUGAAGAAUUCGACGCUUACUAUGACGAAUCUGCAGAAGAACCCCUUGAAAGUAUUGCCUUCGGCUCUAAGAAAGAAGAACGAGAAACCGAAUUGGAAGUUCUUCUUCAAAAGCUCAUCGCUGAAUGUGAAGCUGCGACAAAGAAAGAAGCUGAAGAAAAAAAUAAUGACUUAUCUAAUGAUCGCAUAAAGGUUGCUAGAAUAGGAGGCGCCGAAGAAACAUACCCAGAAGAAACUAAAGAAGAAAAAAGAGAAAAGUAUGAGGAAAACGUACCUGCGAGAAUCAGAAAAAUCGUAGGUGAAACCGAAGAUGAAGACGAUGACAACGAAGCUGACGAAGAUGAAGAAGAUAACGAUGAUGACGAUGAGAAGAUUGUAGAUGAAGAAAAUGAUGAAAAAAAAGAAGACGUAGAAGAACUUACCAAAAAAAAAGAUGGCAAUUUGAAAGAACAAUUCGAUCCUGGUGGGUUUGACCAAAGCGGAAUAAUAGUGGAAAAGGAUUUGGAAAAAGCUAAUGAAAAGUGGAAGAAAAAAGUUAGAGUAUUUUUAGGCAAGAACAAGGGUGAUUUCGAUGAAAAUAAGAGGGAAGAAUUUGUACCACCUCGAGUUCCGACAUUCAACGCUGCCCUGAAAGAAAAGGAAGGCACAAGGCUAAAGAGGUUAAGAAACAGCCAAUGCAUGUCUAGAAACCUGACGAAAAAACUUGCCCUAUACUUACCACAGUGGAAUAAAACUCAAGGAGUUACCAAAAAGACGAAAGUGAUGAAGCGAAAAAGCCAGGAGCCAAAUCAUAGAUCGAGAUCGAAGGGUAGAAAAAGAGAUAAAAAGAUUAGAAGUUUAAUCAUGUUGGAUGAAAUCGUCAAUAACAUCACUCGGUCUGAACCUAUUGAAAUAACCCCGAUGCCGCCACCCUACAAUGACUCACAUGAUCUGCCGAACUGGGAAUGA